Striga asiatica is the source of this 2523-nucleotide messenger RNA. NCBI's taxonomy places the organism in Eukaryota, Viridiplantae, Streptophyta, Magnoliopsida, Lamiales, Orobanchaceae. The record is from the annotation of a GenBank genome assembly.
AGAGGAACCGCAACACGUCAGUAGUCUUCAGUGGCGAAAAAACGCACCUCACCGCCUCCUCUCUUUCUUCGCUCUCAAGCGCCUUUCUAAAUAUAUGAACGCACAUUACACACAAACAUGCCCCGUUCAAAAACCCCCAAGUCCCCAACCCCAAUCGUUAAUCACGGUUAUGAGCUUGACUUUUGAAGGAAUUCGAACAAAAGCAAAAAAGAAAUGCCUCUUUAUAAACGAAAGCCAAUUGCAUUUGUUGAGGAGCCAGGCGAUCUAAAUCCGGAAGAGCUUGUCUUUCAAAUUCAAUUAACAAAAGAAAUCUUCAGAAGUUAUAAUGAAUAUUUGAAGAGAAUUAACAUAUACCGUAAAAGAGUCUGGACAUGCAAAGCUACAGGGAAAGGCAAUUUGACCUAUGAAGAGGCGCUUGCUUCAGAAGAAAGGGCUUCCCAACGGAUACGAAAUAUUCCCGUCCAAUAUGUGGCUCCUAUUCUUCGUGAUGUUCAAUUCAGCAUGCUAAAUUUGAAAGAUCUGGUCAAUUCAAUUGCUGCAAAGUUUCAAGGCCCUUUUUCCGAGGGUGAUGAGUUAUAUGGAAAGAGGGAUGGUCGUUUACACAUGUGCAAAAUCAUAAAAAUUGUCGAGGAUGCUGAUUUGACAAAAUAUGAAAUUGAAUGGCUGGAUGAUGGCCAGAAAAAGAGGGGAAAGACUCUAUUAAAUGGUGAUGAUUUGUCAGUAAAGAAUCCUCCUUUCAGCAAACUGGUUCUCAAGGCUUUUAUCAAAGAUUCUACAUACAGGAACCUCCCUUGGGUUUUACAUGAUAAGUUAGCAAAGGCACACGGAAUCCCUACCUCACCUCCUGAAGAAUUGAAGUCCCAAUGUUGUUUGCAGAAUGGACUUAUAGUUUGUAACAGGAAGAGAAAAAAAAUUGAAGAGCCUAAAAAGACUGCAGAGGCAAGUGAGAAGGAUGUAAAGUGCGCUGAUGGAGUGAAUCCACAAGAUGAAUCCAUUAAGUAUCCCAUUGAUGAUCUGCUGGUGCAGCCUACCGAGGAAGACCAGCUUUUGACGGAAAGGCCCUUCCCCUGCAGAGACUUCAAUGUGCCCAUGGAUUGUGUUGGUGAUCUUUUGAUGGUGUGGGAUUUUUGUGCUUCAUUUGGAAGGCUAAUAAAUUUGUCCCCGUUCUCUCUUGAAGACUUUGAGAACUCCCUUCGUUAUAAAGACAGCACUCCUUUGCUCAUUGUGGAGUCUUAUUCAGCUCUCCUUCACUUGCUAAUAAAGGACAACGCAGACUUUUCUACAUUUAUACAAAAUAAGAAAAGGAAGCCAAAGAUUACUCAGACUACCUGGACAGAUUACUUGUGUGACUUCUUGGAAAUGACCCAAUGUGAUGAACUAACAGUGCAUAUUAAUACUAUUAAGCGAGGCCGUUAUUCCCUGUUGGAGAUUAAUGUGAAAUUGGUGAUUUUUCGUGAAUUGAUUGCUCAAGUUGUGGAGACGGAUACUGUGAGGGACAAAUUGGAUGAGUUUAUUGAAGAAAGACAGGCACUUGCUGCUGCAAGGAGGGAUGAAGCACUGGACGAAGGUAGAAAGAGGAGAGAGAAAAAGGAGCGCAAGAAGUUGGAAGCUAAUGGCAAAGAAGUUAAAGAUGAGUGUAAAGUGAAAUCUGGCGGGGGCAAUAAUGGUGUUGUACCCAAUGGAGUUGCUGCUGAUCGACGGAGUCAAUCCUCUGGUGGAACCAGUGAGAACGAACAAGGUGACAGCACGUCUAAGAAGAAUGCCAAGAAACGGAAGGUUGAGACCAACACUUCUCCAGAAGAUGUUAAUAACCCGUCCAAGAGGGAGAUCCAUAAGCUGAUGAAAAAUGAAGUCAAGGAGUCAUUAGGAAUGAAGAGUGCAGGGCAAAGGAAAGAAUUUCUUGAACGGGAGAUUGAGAAGAGAUUUAUUCGCACUAGCCCUUUAGGGAAAGAUAGAGAUCGCUGCACGUAUUGGUUUUUUCAACGUGAUGGGAGGGUAUUUGUUGAGAAUUCUGAGUCCACACAAUGGGGCUAUUAUCAAACAAAGGACGAGCUUGAUGCUUUGAUUGGAUCGAUGAACCAAAAAGGGGUGAGGGAGAGAGCUCUCAAAAAGCAGCUGGAGAAAUUUUACAACAAAAUAUGCACUGGACUUCAGAAAAGAUCAAAGGAGGCAACACGAAGGAUGCAAAUGGAAGAGUCCCUCGUUCGGAGGUCGACUCGUAUUCGUGCCCCAUUAGGGGAAAACCCUUCACAUUCGUUCCUUAAGUAUGUGAACAAGUGGAAAGAUACAUAAAUCAUUAACUAUAAGUAGUGCAGAUUCAUCUAACCACCCCAUUAAAGUGGGAAAUAGAAUAGAAUCGAUGCAUUCCGGUUGAAAGAUGAUGUUGCGAUAAAGUAACUAGCUCAGAAAUUUUGGAAGAGCAUUAGAUAAUCGUUUUUUAGGACCAAAUUUUGGGGCUCCAAAGAGCUAUAAGUUUAUGGAAAAUAUUGGUAGUUAUUUGUGUUAGUAAGUACUAUUUGUGGC